This is a messenger RNA of Chelmon rostratus (copperband butterflyfish), 3685 nucleotides long. RefSeq names its product phosphatidate phosphatase LPIN2-like. The record is from RefSeq and is a predicted model, not a curated record. The transcript is spliced from 20 exons. Gene Ontology annotation, molecular function: transcription coactivator activity; phosphatidate phosphatase activity. Gene Ontology annotation, cellular component: nucleus; cytosol; endoplasmic reticulum membrane. The coding region runs from base 65 to 2890 and encodes 941 amino acids. Gene Ontology annotation, biological process: positive regulation of transcription by RNA polymerase II; fatty acid catabolic process; cellular response to insulin stimulus. NCBI's taxonomy places the organism in Eukaryota, Metazoa, Chordata, Actinopteri, Chaetodontiformes, Chaetodontidae.
GUGGAGGAACCGACCGUAGGUGCUGCUGCCUGCGGGUGAGCCUCUACUCCAGCAGGUGGACACCAUGAACUACGUGGGGCAGCUGGCGGGUCAGGUGCUGGUGACAGUAAAGGAGCUGUAUAAGGGGCUCAAUCAGGCCACUUUGUCAGGCUGCAUCGAUGUGAUCGUGGUCCGGCAGCCUGAUGGGACCUUCCAGUGCUCCCCUUUCCACGUCCGCUUCGGAAAACUGGGAGUUCUGCGCUCCAGGGAGAAAGUGAUCGACAUAGAGAUCAAUGGAGAAGCUGUAGAGCUGCACAUGAAGCUUGGAGACAAUGGAGAGGCCUUUUUUGUCCAGGAGACAGAGCAGCACAAUGAGAUUGUCCCGGCCCACCUGGUGACCUCGCCCAUCCCCACAGAGGAGGCCCUGUUCAGGAGCAGAGAACCCAGAUGUGGGGGAUCAGCUGCGGAGAACGGCCAGCCUCUGGGUCCAGCAGACCCGGCCUCUGGAAACCUGCAAACCUGCUCCAAUGCAGCCGGCAAGAAGAGGAAGAGACGCAGAAGGAAGCACAAGGCUGAGCCACGCAAGGAGGAGCAAACCACUCCUGCAGGCGGGGAGCUCGAGCUGUGUGAGCUCAGUUCAGAUGAGGAGCAGAAUGCACACAAUGGACGGGCAUCUUCACUCUCCAUAAUGAAGGAUAUGGACCACAGGCAGCAUUCCCCCCUCACCGCCCUCGAAUGGGACAGCUACCCCUUCUCUGACGGAGACUGGUCCCCUUGCACUAUCCGGGAGAUGUCCGAGCCCAUGUCGCCCAAGAGUGACUCUGAGCUGAUGGUGAAGCCUGCAGAGAGCAUGCUCAGGGCUGAGUCCCACAUGCAGUGGAGCUGGGGAGAGUUUCCAGAGUCCACCAGGGUCAACAAAAAGGACAAAUCAGAGCCGAAGACACUGACCAUCACUCCUUCUGAGAACACACAUUUCAGGGUUAUCUUGAGCACAGAAGCCAUGGAGGAGGAGAUGAGGGAGGGAGGGAGAACCACAGAUCCCAUUUGCAGUAUUGUAAAGCCAGAGCCUCGGACCAUCAAAGUCGAUCAGCACAGUCACAAACCGCAGGCGCCCGACGCUUCGUCUCACGAUACAAACAUUAUCAAGCACGAGCCUGACACAACAAAUUUAACGUCCAGCAGUUUUACCUCCAAGCCGUGUCCCACUAACUCCGACCUCGGCACAAAAACUGCGCACAAGACCAGGUGGACGUCUUCACCGCCAAGCCGCAGGGACACCGGCUCUGCUGCCAGUGGAGGCAGCAACGUGGCUGGAGAAUCUGCAGCGGGUUGUCCUGAUACGAGAGCCUCCUCUAAACCCACCGACUCCCCCAUCAAGAGGAGAAGUGUGAGGAAGAGGAGCCAACAUCAGGGACCUGAAGAUAUUUACCUGGAUGACUUGAAUGCACUUGAACCUGACGUUGUUGCCCGGUACUUCCCAAAAAGUGAGUCCGAGCAGGUUCCUAAACACUGGGUCGAGAUGGGGAAGCGCUCUGGAUCCCAGUCGCCCCAGUCUGUCAGCAGCGCAGCAGCAGACAGCGGCACCGAGUGUCUGUCUGACUCUGCAGGUGACCUCCCCGACGUCACCCUGUCGCUGUGCGGAGGUGUUGGUGAGAACUCAGAGAUCUCUAAAGAUAAAUUCAUGGAGCACAUCAUCACCUACAAUGAAUUUGCAGAGAAUCCAGCAAUAAUCGACAAUCCCAAUUUGGUGGUUAGAAUUGCAAACAGAUAUUACAACUGGACGCUGGCAGCACCGCUGAUACUUAGCAUGCUGGCUUUCCAGAAGAACUUGCCAAAGGCUACAGAGGAGGCCUGGGUGAAGGAGAAAAUGCCAAAAAAGUCUGGACGCUGGUGGUUCUGGAGGAAGAGCAGCGCAAAGCAGUCGUCAUCAGAGACCAAGUUAGAGAGGCAGGAGUCUCUGACCAGCGAGAGCCCUGCCCUGCACCAGGCCCCAGAAACACAGCAGAAAGCAGCAGAGUGGUCCAGCGAUGACGAGACUAAGGAGCUAAACGCCGUGGCACCUGCUCUGACACCCACUGAGCAUGUGCAGAAAGAAGGCCCGGCCCCCGCGCCUUGUCACUCCUACAGGAAGUCCCUCCGCCUGUCGUCUGACCAGAUAGCCAGCCUGAAGCUACGAGAGGGGCCUAAUGAUGUCACCUUCAGCAUAACCACUCAGUACCAGGGCACCUGUCGCUGCGAGGGCACCAUCUACCUGUGGAACUGGGACGACAAGGUCAUAAUCUCUGACAUCGAUGGCACCAUCACCAAAUCAGAUGUGUUCGGUCAGAUUCUGCCUCAGCUCGGGAAGGACUGGACUCAUCAAGGAAUCGCUAAGCUUUACCACUCAGUGCACGAGAAUGGCUACAAGUUCCUGUACUGCUCAGCCCGAGCAAUCGGCAUGGCUGACAUGACUCGAGGAUAUCUGCACUGGGUGAACGACAGAGGGACUCUCCUGCCUCAAGGACCCCUCAUGCUGUCCCCCAGCAGCCUCUUCUCUGCCUUCCACAGAGAGAUCAUAGAGAAAAAGCCGGAGAAGUUCAAGAUCGAAUGCCUCACGGACAUCAAGAACCUGUUUUUCCCGAACACUCGUCCCUUCUACGCGGCCUUUGGAAACAGAGAAAGCGACGUGUUUGCCUACAAGCAAGUGGGUGUGCCUGUGUGCCGAAUAUUCACAGUGAAUCCCAAAGGAGAGUUAAUCCUCGAGCAAGCCAAAGGCAAUAAAACAUCAUACAGCCGACUGAGUGAGCUGGUGGAGCACGUUUUCCCUCUGCGGAGUUCACAGCACAAUGCCACCUUCAGCUGCCCAGAGUUCAGCUCCUUCUGUUACUGGAGACAACCCAUCGCUGAGGUGUGUUUUGAGGAGCUGCUUUAACCGAUAUUAAUGUUUAAUUACUUGAAAUCAACACAAGGCAGAGCAGUGAUUUCUGUCAGGACUGUAUGCACUGGUUUCAUACUGAGAAGUGUUUGUAAUCAUCAGCUCUGUCGGCCGCUGGAGUAGUUUGAUAGACACAUUCCACUUUGGAGGAAAGGUUUGGGAUAUCAAUGUAUCUCAGCGUGUCCUUUGGGCUCACACAGUUAAAAGAUGUAUUUGAAGGCUCUGCCAACUUUUGGCACAUAUGGAAGCCAAAAGUAUGAGGUAUCAGUUGUUCUUCUUAUCAUUUGCUAUAAUGUUAAAGAGAAGACAUUGCCGAAGCACUUAUUUAGGCAGUAGAGGUGCAAUAACUGCUUAAACUGGCCACCGUUCAGUAUGAAACAACAACACAGACAUUGGCUGUGUCUGAAAUCGCAUGCUAACACACUGCCUGCUACAUGCUCGUGAAAACAGUUUAUGGCACAUGUACAACAUUACCUCCACUCAAUGUUGUAUUUUCCGGUGUAAUUUUAAAGCGAAUUAAGAUGAUGAUGAAUUUUACUUUGCAUCUGAAGAGAUGAAAUGCAACACCAAGGAUGCAAGCUGCCGUUAAACUGCGAAGAAGACGACACGAUGCGUCUCGGAGCGGUUGAGUAUGUCCAGUAAGCUCAGGCAGCCGGAAUGGCCUCCGUGUUCCACUUGACGUCAUAUUCAGUCUAAAUCAGGCAUGUCAAACUCAUUCCAUAAAGGGCCGUGUGGCUGCAGGUUUUUGUUCCAACCAAGGAGGAGCACACCAGGCCAACCAAUCUACAUCAA